This is a messenger RNA of Vespa velutina, 1724 nucleotides long. RefSeq names its product N-alpha-acetyltransferase 30-like. The record is from RefSeq and is a predicted model, not a curated record. NCBI's taxonomy places the organism in Eukaryota, Metazoa, Arthropoda, Insecta, Hymenoptera, Vespidae. Gene Ontology annotation, cellular component: NatC complex. Gene Ontology annotation, molecular function: protein-N-terminal amino-acid acetyltransferase activity. The transcript has 3 exons. Gene Ontology annotation, biological process: N-terminal peptidyl-methionine acetylation. The coding region runs from base 486 to 1250 and encodes 254 amino acids.
UAAGUGUAUUACGAUUUGGAAAAAUAUUAAAGUUGAUGUUAAAGAAUAAAGAAAGAAAAAUUGUAAUUAAAGAUCUUAAAUAAUUAAUUGAAAUUGUUAGAUUGGAUAAAAGUAUAUAACAUGAUAUUGGUUGAUUUACAAAAGCAUUUUUUCGAGCGCCAAAUAAGUGCGAAACGUUAACCGUAUGUAAUAGUACCUUAAACAGUUACCACAGAAAAUCCAAUAUGGUGACAGUUGUAGAGCGGUUCUGUCGAUCUUCUCUAAUUUAAGAUAAGAAAAUUACGAUAAUGCCACGAAAGUAAUAACAAUAAUGAAAAUUCGAUUGAAAAUAUAGUGAUCAAUUAAAAAAUUCUCAUGUCAUACCAAUAUAUUCUAUAGGUGAUCACUAAAAAAAUAUAUUUCUCCAGGGACAGUGGCUGGAACUUUGCCACACACUUUGUCCUUUGAGUUGUAUUUAAAGAUAAAAAAAAUUCAUUUCUUGAGAAAUGGAAUGUGUCAGAGUAGAAGGUGAUACGGAAACGAACGACACCGAAACUACAAAAAGCAAAAUUAAAGAUAAAAAUGAAAGUUGUCUAACAGAUGUUUUAGAUAUUAAUACUCGUCUGAGUCUGGAAACAACAGAAAUUUCAGAAGAACCUCAUACAAAUGGUAUUUCCCAAGAAAACGGUUUAUGCGAUUCUUUUUCUAGAACAACCGAUUCAUCCAAUCAUCCUCCACAAUCUCAAACAAUGGAAACUAGUCAUUUAAAUCAACAUGAAAAAAUGGAAACACUAUCCUUGGAAAGUAGUGAUAAUGAAAUUCAAUAUGUUAGUUAUACAAGUGAACUGCAAAUGCCUGAUAUAAUGAAAUUGAUACAAAAAGACUUAAGUGAACCAUAUUCUAUUUAUACAUAUAGAUAUUUUAUCCAUAACUGGCCGAAGUUGUGCUUCCUGGCAAUGCAUGGUGACGAGUGUGUAGGUGCCAUUGUCUGCAAGCUGGACAUCCACAGAAAGGUAAUAAAACGUGGAUAUAUUGCAAUGCUAGCGGUUGAUGUAAAAUAUCGAAAACGCAAGAUCGGAUCGAAUUUAGUGAGGAGGGCAAUACGUGCAAUGGUAGAGGAUGAUGCAGAUGAAGUUGUAUUGGAGACUGAAAUAACAAAUCGACCAGCUUUACGAUUAUAUGAAAAUUUGGGAUUUGUGCGUGAUAAACGAUUAUUUCGAUAUUAUUUAAAUGGAGUGGAUGCUUUACGGUUAAAAUUAUGGUUUAGAUGAAAACCGCCAGAGUGCUUAUGUCAAUAGGAACUUAAAUAAUUGCAGUGUUAAAGCAAAAGAUUUGCAUCCUUCCUCGGACAGACAUACAGCAUUAAUGCCACAGGGAUUAAUGUGUACGCACAAUUUGCUGAUGCUAACUUUUAAUGAAAUAAUAAUUAUAGACUGCAUAAAUAUUUAUGCUAUUAUUAAUUAGAAAUACAAAAAAAGAUUGUGCAGCAAUAUAAGUCUAUUUAAAUAUUAAAGGAAUUAUGUAUAAUAUUGGAAGAGAAAUUUUUGAUGAUUUAAUUCUUGAUAUAAAUUUAUAAUAUUUUUUAUUUGUGUUACAUUUUCAUUUCUAGGUUUUCUCAGAUCAUUGGUUAACAAUAAUUGCUAUGGCAUUAAUGCUGAUUUUUUAUAUAGAUUUCAAUUACAGCCUACAAUUACAUAAAUUUGAAAAAGUGAUAGGAUGGAAUAAAUCCAGACUGUGAAAAAAAA